Messenger RNA from Vigna radiata var. radiata (mung bean), 785 nucleotides. RefSeq lists its product as uncharacterized. The record is from RefSeq and is a predicted model, not a curated record. The coding region runs from base 83 to 655 and encodes 190 amino acids. The transcript has 4 exons. Lineage: Eukaryota; Viridiplantae; Streptophyta; Magnoliopsida; Fabales; Fabaceae.
UGUGUUUUCUCGAGAACUUUUGAACUUCCUCUUCUUCUAGCCGCAAGUUGCGUCCAAGCUUUGCUCUUUUUUCCAGGUAACCAUGGCUUCCUCUUCGCAUUUAGAUUGUUCAUUGUCACAGAGUGAGGAAAGAGGGCAUGAGGGCUCGACUGAUGUAUCUGGGGACGCUCAGACUGAAAAGUUUUCAUCGGUGCUUAACGGGGGAAAAGUUUUUGUUUGCGGUGGGGUUACCGUUGAAGUCCUCGAAAACUCCUGCUCUUCAUCGUGCUUAGAUUAUGGGUGGGCCUCCUGCGACAUAGGUCGGAUGCUAGGUGGAAAAUUAUCUAGGUCUCCUGGUGGGCUUCCUCCACAAUCACCUAUUGCUCAAUGGGACAACAUCAUCAAAUUUUUGGAUUCACUCAUGAGCAGAAUGCGUGUAAAUCAUCCAAUGAUAUAUGGUAGGGGUCCAAUGCCAACAGGAAUGCAAAUGGUUCCAAUGGUGUUACCAGACGGUCGAAUUGGCUAUGUCGGCUAUGUCUUACAACAACCUAGUGUACAAGCGCCACGCAGCCGACCUCGCAGAAGUGAUUGGAGUAAUGGUCCAAGUGGGCAGCCAGGACGAGGAGGUGAUAGUGGCAAUGAUGAAGGCAAUCGUAGUAGAAGGCAUUGUCUUUGAGUUGUUUUCUUAUUUAGAAGUAUAAUUUAAAUGUUUUUCCUCUGUAUGUGUUGUAUUGUUGUGGCAGCAAGUAUCUUAUGUAAAAGACUACGAACAUAUUAUGUAGUAUCAUUUGAUAUUUCCUUUUCGA